Messenger RNA from Chinchilla lanigera (long-tailed chinchilla), 1571 nucleotides. It is a transcript of the gene Mims1, whose product is annotated as family with sequence similarity 210, member A. The transcript is spliced from 4 exons. Gene Ontology annotation, cellular component: mitochondrion. The coding region runs from base 154 to 972 and encodes 272 amino acids. The record is from RefSeq and is a predicted model, not a curated record. NCBI's taxonomy places the organism in Eukaryota, Metazoa, Chordata, Mammalia, Rodentia, Chinchillidae.
GGCGGGUAGCCCUGUGGGAAGGGUGCCCUUCGCGGUGCGUGGCAGCCGGACUUUGGAGGGGUAGCGGGACCGCGACCUGCGUGGGGGCCGAAGGCCCGAGGGCACCUUCAGCGGAGUCUCUGUAGAAGGUGCAACUCAUCUCCAUCCUUCAAAAUGCAGUGGAACGUACUACGGACUGUGUCUUGGCUGGCACACAGGACAUGCCUGGAGUCACAGACAGCUGGGCUGUUUGGACAGCAUCAGCACAUGAAGGGACCAUUGCUUUUGCAGUAUGCCAAGUCCAGAGCAGUUUGGGCACACAGCCCUCAGGAGCGGUUGCUGCGCUUACCUGCUGCCCAGUGCCUGGCAGAGGAACGAAAGCCAUUAGCCACACAGCCUCCCCAGCCUGGGGUUCUUCACCACGAACGAUGGGUGUGGGAUGUUUCAUCUACCAGGGGCUUAUCAUCCAGCACCACCCAGGGAACACCUUCAGAAAAAAAGGAAGAGCCUGAUCCUUUACAAGACAAAUCUAUUAGUCUUUAUCAGCGAUUUAAGAAGACAUUUAGACAAUAUGGGAAGGUUUUGAUUCCUGUGCAUCUAAUAACUUCUGGUGUUUGGUUUGGAACUUUUUAUUAUGCAGCCAUAAAAGGAGUGAAUGUCGUUCCUUUUCUAGAGCUCAUUGGGUUACCUGACAGUGUUGUGAAUAUCCUGAAAAACUCCCAGAGUGGAAAUGCCCUGACGGCUUAUGCCAUGUUCAAGAUUGCAACGCCUGCCCGCUACACGGUGACCUUGGGAGGAACGUCCUUCAUGGUGAAGUAUCUGCGUGGUCGUGGCUACAUGUCGACCCCACCACCAGUCAAGGAGUAUUUGCAGGACAGGAUGGAAGAGACCAAGGAGCUCAUCACGGAGAAGAUGGAGGAAACCAAGGGCAGACUCACAGAAAAAUUGCAAGAAACCAAAGAAAAAGUUUCCUUUAAGAAAAAAGUGGAAUAGGGUGCCUUAUAUAACACAACUUACAGGCAUUUCCUAUGCUUUAACCCCCUGGAGACUUUGGGCAAAGAUACAUGCUUCUAAAUAAUUUUUUGGUUAGCUGCCAAAAAAUACCAGUUCUCUGCGGGUUACAGAAUUAAGAUACCUUUUUAAAGUUAAAUAUCACUAGAAAAAUCAGUGUUUUUUUAAAAGGAAGUGAACCCAGCAUAAGAAUCUUGCAUUGUAGAAGCAAUAAGCAGUGGAUAAUGUCUUUCAAACCAGGGCUGUCUUCCCAAGCCUGCAGGGUCACACUCGUGCUACUGUUUCCCACCAGCUGUAUUGUGUGCAGGCAAGGCAGUUGGCACUUGGAUAAGUGGGCACUUGGUAUGACCUACCCACAGCCACACUAUUGACACUGGGUCCUAGUCUUUCUGUUACUCACCAAGGUUUAAUGCAUUCACUUGUCCAUGGGGAGCCACCUUUCACUCACUCCCCAGGCUGCCUGUGAAUAGGAGGGGAACUUAGGCUUUCUAUAAAAAGCAUCUAACACUUACCUACCAUUUAAAAUAGAGACGUUGUAUGAAGAAAGUUGAAUAAAAAUUCAGUCUUGUGUAUGCAAAUUA